CAGAAGCUGUAAUUUCGGCCUUUUAAGUCUCUUUUCUUUGAACCCUUUUCUCUUCUUCUCUUCUUUCUCUGUUCUUCCUUUUCCUUUCAUCAAUUCUCAUGGAUGUCUCUUGGAAGGAGAGGAUCUUGCAGCAUUCUGAAUUUCUUGGGUUUUGAAAGAGAAUGAAGUGAGUUUUUCUGGGUUUUUUUUAGAUGUUCUUGAAGAAGAUGAGUGGUUGGAGAGGUGGAUUGUUUGUGGAAUUGGUUGUUUUUGCAGAUAUGUGUCUGAUGGUGUCUGGUUUAGGCUCUAUGGCUUCUGUGGCUGUUUCUUAUGGCGAGAAAGGGCCUGUUUUCUGUGGUUUAAUGGCAGAUGGGUCUCAUCUCGUGAGCUGUUUUGGUUCAAAUUCAGCCAUAACUUACGGAACUCCUUCUCAUUUCCCCUUCAUUGGUCUCACUGCUGGUGAUGGUUUUGUUUGUGGGCUUCUUUUGGAUUCCAACCAGCCUUACUGUUGGGGAAGCAGUGGCUAUGUUCAAAUGGGUGUUCCUCAGCCCAUGAUCAAAGCCGCUCAAUACCAGGAAAUCAGUGCUGGUGAUUACCAUCUCUGUGGCCUCCGAACACCGCUAACUGGAAGGCAUAGGAACAACACGUCUUUUGUUGAUUGUUGGGGUUACAACAUGACAAGAACCUUUGUGUUUGAUGGCCCGAUUGAAUCGAUCUCGGCAGGGUCUGAGUUCAACUGUGGGCUGUUUUCUCUUAAUAGAACUGUUUUGUGUUGGGGCGAUGAGACGAGCAGCCGGGUCAUCAGUUUGAUACCUAAAGAUAUGAGGUUUCUAAAGAUUGCUGCUGGUGGAUAUCAUGUUUGUGGGAUUCUAGAGGGCAUUAAGGCGAGGGCGUUCUGUUGGGGAAGGAGCUUAGACAUUGAAGGAAGUGCAGACUUGGUUCCAGUUGAUCCAUUAGACUCUGUUGUUGGGGGCAAGUUUCAUGCUUGUGGGAUCAAGAGCAUGGACCGUGGUGUGAUUUGUUGGGGCUUUACAGUCAAACCAAGCACUCCAGCGCCGGAUGGGAUUAAGGUUUAUGACAUAGCAGCUGGAGAUUACUUCACUUGUGGAAUUCUAGCUGAGAAAUCUCUCCUGCCUGUUUGCUGGGGUCUUGGAUUUCCUAGUUCUAUACCCUUAGCUGUGUCGCCUGGAGUCUGUAAAGCAACUCCUUGUGCUCCUGGUUUCUAUGAACUAAGCCAAGACAGUGCUCGGUGCAAGUCGCCGAGUUUUCGUGUGUGUAUGCCCUGCAGUACUACAUGCCCUCCUGAGAUGUACCAAAAAUUUGAAUGCUCCUUAAAAUCUGAUAGACAAUGUGAAUAUAACUGUUCAAGUUGUUUUUCUUCGGAGUGUUCAUCAAACUGUUCAUCCAUUAGUUCAAAUGGCUUGAUGGGGAAGAAAAAUGAGAAGUUGUGGUCAAUGCAGCUUCCAGCUCUGGUAGCAGAGGUUGCUUUUGCUCUGUUUUUGGUAGCUAUUGUGUCGCUAACUGCGAUCUUAUACGUUCGGUAUAAGUUACGGAGCUUCCAUUGUUCCGAAAAGGAGUUGAAGUCUAAGAAGAACCAAGGGACUGCCUCUUCCUUCCAGAAGGAAAGCUACAAAAUACGUCCCGACUUAGAUGAGCUAAAGAUAAUGAGGGCUCGGAUGUUCACUUACGAAGAACUCGUGGGAGCGACGUGCGGGUUUAAGGAAGAUUCAAUGGUGGGAAAGGGAAGUUUCUCCUGUGUUUUCCGAGGUGUUUUAAACAACGGGACGGUUGUAGCAGUGAAACGAGCUAUAAUGUCUCACAACAAGCAGAAGAAUUCAAAAGAGUUUCACACUGAACUUGACUUGCUGUCAAGAUUAAACCAUGCUCAUUUGCUUAAUCUACUUGGUUAUUGUGAAGAAGGUGGAGAGAGGCUUCUAGUUUAUGAGUUCAUGGCUCAUGGUUCCUUAUAUCAGCACCUUCAUGGCAAGAACAAGGCCUUGAAAGAGCAACUAGAUUGGAUAAGAAGGGUCACCAUUGCAGUCCAAGCAGCAAGGGGAAUUGAAUACUUGCACGGCUAUGCUUGUCCUCCCGUCAUCCAUCGGGACAUCAAAUCGUCAAACAUUCUUAUUGACGAGGAGCAUAACGCUCGAGUAGCCGAUUUUGGCUUGUCGUUGUUAGGGCCAGCGGAUGGCAGCUCUCCAUUAGCAGAGCUACCGGCCGGAACUCUUGGCUAUCUUGAUCCUGAAUACUACAGACUUCACUACCUUACAACCAAGUCUGAUGUCUAUAGCUUUGGUGUUUUGCUACUCGAAAUUCUCAGCGGUAGAAGAGCCAUUGAUAUGCAAUAUGAAGAAGGGAACAUAGUAGAAUGGGCAGUGCCAUUGAUCAAAUCUGGAGAUAUCUCUGCAGUUUUAGAUCCGAUACUAAAACCGCCAUCCGAUAUCGAGGCCUUGAAGAGGAUAGCAAACGUAGCUUGUACAUGUGUGAGAAUGAGGGCGAAGGAGAGGCCAUCAAUGGACAAAGUCACGACGGCAUUGGAACGUGCUCUUGCCCAGUUAAUGGGAAGUCCAUAUAAUGAACAACCAAUCUUACCAACGGAGGUGGUUUUAGGAAGCAGUAGACUGCAUAAAAAGUCAUCUCAAAGAUCAUUGAACCAUUCUGUCUCCGAAACGGAUAUAGCAGAAUCUGAGGAUCAAAGGUUCGAGUUCAGAGCUCCAUCGUGGAUUACGUUCCCGAGCGUGACGUCGUCCCAGCGGAGGAAAUCCUCAGCUUCGGAAGCAGAUGUUGAUGGAAAGAAUUUAGAAGGAAGAAAUGGGGAUGGAUUGAAGAGUUUAGAGGAAGAGAUUGAGCCUGCUUCCCCUCAGGAAAAGCUGUUCUUGGAGCACAAUUUCUAAAGUGAGAACUCAUUGAAAAACAAAGCAAAACCCAGAAGGGAAAAUUCAAAAGCUUUGAUUUUUAUUCCAAAUUCUAUCUCUCAGUGAUAUGAAGGAAAAAGAAUGAGAUUCAACAUGAAAUUCUAA
Molecule: messenger RNA, 2999 nt
Organism: Cucurbita moschata (crookneck pumpkin)
Lineage: Eukaryota; Viridiplantae; Streptophyta; Magnoliopsida; Cucurbitales; Cucurbitaceae
Product: serine/threonine-protein kinase-like protein ACR4
Exons: 1
Coding region: 192-2873 (893 amino acids)
Biological process (GO): protein phosphorylation
Molecular function (GO): protein kinase activity; protein binding; ATP binding
Source: RefSeq, a predicted model, not a curated record